GCGGAAAGCGGAAGAAGGGAGUAAAACAACACCAGCGGCAGUUAGGAGAUCCUCGUUAGCUUCUCACAAAGUUCCGCUGGGUUGUGUGUGUUCACAGCCCAACAGGCGCAUUUUAAUCUGAAUCACACAAAAUGUCGCUGUUUGGUAAGAUAUUCGGCACCGGAGGAGGGAAGGGAGGAAAAGGACCGACUCCCCAGGAGGCGAUCCAAAAACUCCGGGAAACGGAGGAGAUGUUGGCCAAAAAACAGGAGUUUCUGGAGAAGAAGAUCGACCAGGAGCUGCUGACGGCGAAGAAGAACGGCACGAAAAACAAACGAGCGGCUCUCCAGGCCCUGAAGAGGAAAAAGCGCUAUGAGAAGCAGCUGGCCCAGAUAGAUGGGACGUUGUCCACCAUCGAAUUCCAGCGGGAGGCGCUAGAGAACGCCAACACCAACACGGAGGUGCUGAAGAACAUGGGCUUCGCUGCCAAAGCCAUGAAGGCCGCACAUGAAAACAUGGACAUCGACAAGGUGGAUGACCUGAUGGCAGACAUCACGGAGCAGCAGGAGCUGGCGCAGGAGAUCUCUGACGUCAUCUCCAGACCGGUGGGCUUCGGGGAAGAUUACGACGAGGAUGAGCUGAUGGCGGAGCUGGAGGAGCUGGAGCAGGAAGAGCUGGAUAAAAACCUGCUGGAGAUCGAGGGAACAGAAGACGUGUCUCUGCCCAGCGUCCCGUCCACGUCGCUUCCCUCUCAGCCAGCCAAGAAGAAGGUGGAGGAAGAUGAGGACGACAUGGCUGACCUAGAGGCCUGGGCGGCCAACUGAGCAGGGUUUCCCUUGGAGAGCAGCAGGGGCUGUCGGCUGCUGAUGCUGCUUUGCGUCCCAGCUUCUCUUCCUCCUGAGUGACCUCUGACCUCUGCUCCCUCUGAGUGAAACAAAACAUCCUCCAGGAGCCUGCGGCUAGCCUGUGUUUGUGGAAAUGGUUUUGAUGUGUGUGUGUGUGUGACUGUGUGUGCGCAGCAGCAGGACCAGGCUUGUUUCACAGCAAUGUGAAGCAUCAACGCAUGUACAGAAAGUGGCGCAGCGGCGGCAGCCAUCUUGCUGCUCUCCAUGUUCCCGUCAGUCUGCUGCGCUGCAGAGAUGAUGAACCCGUUUCUGCUGAAUGUCUUGGGAACGUCGGAUCGGUACUGAACCGUGAUCCACACGUUACUGAGGGAGCAUUUGCUCCUGUUGCACAGCUGGAGUUUAAGUUUCCAUGAAACUUUCGCUGCUUCGCUUCAGCCACACCCUCGUCUUAUUUUCCUUAAAGCAAUUUGGAAGAAAGCAUGAAAAAAUUUGCUCCCUUUCAAGAGUUUAAAUAAUCUAAAAUUUCACACACAUCUCUGAAACAGAUAUGUUGCACCAACCAACUGCUUAAAUUUUCUCUGUGCAUUUAGCUGCAGUGAUUUCAUCAACAACCAGGAAGAACACGCAGCGUUCCGCUCUGAGCUGCUGCUCUCCUCGCUGAGGGAACCUCCUCAGAUUGCUGAGGGAACCUCCUCAGAUUGCUGAGGGAACCUCCUCAGAUUGCUGAGGGAACCUCCUCAGAUUGCUGAGGGAACUUCCUCAGAUUGCUGAGGGAACCUCCUCAGAUUGCUGAGGGAACCUCCUCAGAUUGCUGAGGGAACCUCCUCAGAUUGCUGAGGGAACCUCCUCAGAUUGCUGAGGGAACCUCCUCAGAUUGCUGAGGGAACCUCCUCAGAUUGCUGAGGGAACUUCCUCAGAUUGCUGAGGGAACUUCCUCAGAUUGCUGAGGGAACCUCCUCAGAUUGCUGAGGGAACUUCCUCAGAUUGCUGAGGGAACCUCCUCAGAUUGCUGAGGGAACUUCCUCAGAUUGCUGAACGGUUUGGGAUUAAAUGAGAUUGAGGUGAACUCCUGAAGGGAGGUUUUCUGUUUCAGCUGUAAAUUGAUAAGUUGAUAUUUGAUCUGUUUCUGAUUGGCCUGCUGCUCUGCUGAAUGAAACGUGCCUGACACCUCCUGCGCCUUGUGGUUUACGGUUUCCUAAUGACUGGCUUUAUGUGUAACUCUGCUCCAGCACUCAGUGAUGGACCCGAUGGGUUCUGGUUCUGACUCGGUCUUCCUGCUGAAAUCAGCAUGGAAACCAGCUUCUGCUCACUGCCGGGCUGGAGCCGCUCCUCCUGCUCGUCAGAUCUAAACUUUGAUAAAAGCGUUGCAGCUCUCUAAGCCGCUCUUUGUAUUUAUAAUAAGUAAAAAGCUCCAACAUAUGCUGGGAUUACUUUACCUCAGAUGUCGUCAUGUUCUUCCUGACUGCGCUGGUUCUGGACUUCAUGUUUCACUGUUGCUACAGCACAGGUAACCUGAAUAAAGUUUGGAUUCAAUGACUUGUAAGAAUUGCUGAUUCUCCAAAUAAAAGAAUUAGAUUUUUAUGCUUUUUCUCAA
This is a messenger RNA of Poeciliopsis prolifica (blackstripe livebearer), 2418 nucleotides long. RefSeq names its product charged multivesicular body protein 4b-like. Gene Ontology annotation, biological process: late endosome to vacuole transport via multivesicular body sorting pathway; vesicle budding from membrane. The record is from RefSeq and is a predicted model, not a curated record. NCBI's taxonomy places the organism in Eukaryota, Metazoa, Chordata, Actinopteri, Cyprinodontiformes, Poeciliidae. The transcript is spliced from 5 exons. Gene Ontology annotation, cellular component: cytoplasmic side of plasma membrane; multivesicular body; ESCRT III complex. Bases 132 to 803 code for a protein of 223 amino acids.